Amoebophrya sp. A120 is the source of this 720-nucleotide messenger RNA. The record is from the annotation of a GenBank genome assembly. Lineage: Eukaryota; Dinophyceae; Syndiniales; Amoebophryaceae.
AUGACUGCUCCCAGCGAAACGAGAGACGAGGUCCUCGGGAUGGCGGCGGACACGGAGGAGAUGAAGAACCAGGUUGCCGUCAUCCUGGGGGACCUCCAAACAAGAUAUCCCAAGUAACUUUACCUCAUCUCAUCCACUGUUGUAUUGGUUGCUUGCUUGCAUUGCAGGUGCAGGUCGUGCUGAAGAAGUGAGAAGAAAGCACUCGUGACAAGUAUAAAUAUGUUUGUGUUGCAUUCGUUUCGUUUGUGCUGUGUAGGCAAUUAGUAUGGGAUUUGAAACGCCACUGCCAGCACUAAGCACGUUUUACUUUUAGCAGAAGAUGAUGGUAUAAUCUUGCCCAUUGUGCAUAAGAUAAUUAUCCACCUGGAGGGAGCGAGGAAGUCGGCACGGGGUGCGCGAAAGCCGGACGAGGUGGAGAGGGAGACAUUGGACUGCGGAAAGAUUUUUUUAAUUGUCGUGAACUUGGUACUUGCGGUGCUCUGCUUGUACCUGUUCAGCGAGGUCCAAAAUCUGCAAGGAGCACUAGGCGACUUGUGGGAGCUCGUCCAGCUCGAAGGAGACAAGAAAAAUUAAAUUGUACUUCGAAUUUUAUUUGGAAUCGUUUUUGGUGCUUCAUUUCUGUACACAAGAUUGCGUUGAAGAAAAAUUGCAAGACAUUCAAGAAUGACUGGACUGUACACAAGAAAAAUUGCAAGAUAUGGCUUGUCGGAGGUAUGAAAG